Messenger RNA from Eremothecium cymbalariae DBVPG#7215, 1755 nucleotides. It is a transcript of the gene STI1, whose product is annotated as Hsp90 cochaperone STI1. The record is from RefSeq and is a predicted model, not a curated record. The transcript has a single exon. The coding region runs from base 1 to 1755 and encodes 584 amino acids. Gene Ontology annotation, molecular function: Hsp90 protein binding. Lineage: Eukaryota; Fungi; Ascomycota; Saccharomycetes; Saccharomycetales; Saccharomycetaceae.
AUGACUUCUGCUGAAGAAUACAAGAAGGAAGGUAACGCUGCCUUUGUUGCAAAGGAUUUUAAAAGAGCGGUGGAAUUAUUUACGAAUGCUAUACAAGAGUCUGAAGAGCCCAAUCACGUGUUGUAUUCGAACAGGUCUGGUGCAUAUGCAUCGUUAAAGAAGUUUGACGAAGCCCUAUCUGAUGCAACUGAGUGCGUGAAAAUUAAGGCAGAUUGGUCGAAAGGUCACAAUCGGUUGGGUGCUGCGCAUUUUGGUCUAGGUAAUUUGGAUGAGGCUGAAGAGAGUUACAAGAAAGCGUUGGAGUUGGAUGCAACUAACAAAGCAGCUAAGGAUGGUUUAGAGCAAGUUCAAGCGGCUCAGCAAAGACGGCAACAACCUGACUUGGGUUUUGGGCAAAUGUUCCAAGAUCCAAACUUGAUUGAGAAGUUGAAGAAUAAUCCCAAGACUGCUGAGAUGAUGAAGGAUCCUCAAUUGGUUGCUAAGGUAUUGCAAUUCCGGAACAAUCCGCAGCUCAUGAGUCAGGAACUUUUGAAGGAUUCCAGAAUGAUGACAAUUAUGGCGGCACUAUUGGGCAUUGAUUUGUCGAUGGACCCAAGCGAUCUGGGCGGCACACCAAAGGAUGGCGGAGAGCCAGCAACAACCACAAGCUCCAAUGAGAAGCCUGUGGGGUCAAGUUCCGAAAAUAGUUCGUCAGUUAAUACUAAUACAGAAGCUCCUGGAAAGACCCAGACACCACCGGAACCUAUGGAGGUAGAUUUGGAUAGGGAGAAUGCUGAGAAGGCCAAGGCUGAGGGUAACCAGUUGUACAAACAACGCAAGUUUGACGAAGCAAUUGCCAAGUAUGAGGAGGCAUGGAACUUACAAAAGGAUAUCACGUAUCUCAACAAUCGUGCAGCUGCGGAGUAUGAGAAGGGGGACUACAAUUCUGCGAUCAAGACCUUAAAUGAAGCAGUUGAGCAAGGCAGAGAAUUAAGGGCUGAUUAUAAGGUAAUUGCAAAAUCAUUUGCUCGUUUGGGAAAUGCUUACUAUAAACUAGAUGAGGUGAAGAAAGCAGUUGAAUAUUACGAGAAGUCAUUGACUGAACACCGUACUCCGGAUGUUUUGAAUAAGUUAAGAAACUUGGAAAGAGAGAUAAAAAAGAGAGAGGCUGAAGCGUACAUCGACCCAGAGAAGGCAGAGAAGGCUCGUUUGGACGGUAAGGAGUAUUUUACAAAGGGUGAUUGGCCUAGUGCAGUUAAGGCAUACUCCGAGAUGAUUAUGAGAGCUCCUCAUGACGCCAGAGGUUAUUCUAACAGAGCAGCUGCCUUAUCUAAACUAAUGUCCUUCCCUGAUGCAAUUAAAGACUGCGAUAAAGCCAUUGAGAUCGAUCCAAGCUUCGUUAGAGCUUAUAUUAGAAAGGCCACUGCACAAAUUGCAGUUCAGGAAUACUCUGCUGCUAUUGAAACUUUAGACGUUGCCCGUACCAAAGAUGCGGAGGUGAAUAACGGCUCAAGCAUUAGAGAGAUCGACCAAUUAUACGUUAAGGCUACGCAACAAAGAUUCCAACCAGCAAAUACUAAUGAAUCUCCAGAAGAAACAUAUGCGAGGGCCGUCAAGGAUCCUGAAGUUGCCUCUAUAUUGCAAGAUCCUGUAAUGCAGUCUAUUUUGGCACAAGCGCAGCAGAACCCAGCUGCUUUACAAGAGCAUAUGAAAAACCCUGAAGUUUUUAAAAAGAUGCAGACGUUAAUUGCUGCUGGUAUCAUUCGUACCAGGUAG